UUUCAAUGUAUUUAAGCAUCAGCAAGAUACAUGGUAUAUAAAGGCUCUUCAUUCUGUGUAAGAGCACAACUUGCAUGAACAGAUCAACCAUCACUGAAAAUGGGAAAGAUUGUUUUCUACGAGGAUCGUAACUUCCAGGGCCGCUCUCAUGAGUGCAACUCUGAGUGUCCAGAUAUGUCCUCAUAUUUUCAUCGCUGUAAUUCUGUCCGAGUGGAAAGUGGAAACUGGAUCCUGUAUGAGCACCCCAACUAUAGAGGACACCAGUAUUACCUUAGUAGAGGAGAAUAUCCUAAUUUCCAGCAGUGGAUGGGUUUCAAUGACUCCAUCAGAUCUUGUCGUGUUAGCCCACAGCACCAUGGAUCAUUCAGAGUGAAGGUCUAUGAGAGGGAAGAUUUUCGAGGUCAGAUGAUGGAGUUUACUGAAGAUUGUCCUAAUGUCAAUGAGAGAUUCCGUUACCAUGACAUCCACUCCUGCCAGGUGAUUGAUGGCUACUGGAUGUUCUAUGAGGAACCAAAUUACAGGGGCCGCCAGUAUUAUCUUAGACCUGGAGAGUACAGAAAAUAUACUGACUGGGGUGCCAUAAGCCCAAGAAUUGGCUCAUUCAGGAGACUUCACUUUUUGUAAUAAGUUGUAUUAAUUACUAAAUCCGCAUGUCAUUAAGAAUAUAAUAAAAGCUUUAAAUAAUUA
Messenger RNA from Pelobates fuscus (common spadefoot toad), 687 nucleotides. Its product is annotated as gamma-crystallin 1-like. Gene Ontology annotation, biological process: lens development in camera-type eye; visual perception. The coding region runs from base 100 to 624 and encodes 174 amino acids. Gene Ontology annotation, molecular function: structural constituent of eye lens. The record is from RefSeq and is a predicted model, not a curated record. The transcript is spliced from 3 exons. Lineage: Eukaryota; Metazoa; Chordata; Amphibia; Anura; Pelobatidae.